AAGUGCUCUCAAUUCUUCAUGCUUUCUUCAGCUUGAAAGCUUUGGCAUCCAUAGCAUUAGAAUCAGAGAGGAAUAGAAGAGAAACGGGGAACAUUUAGCCAGAGGAAAACUCAUCAAGAACUACAACAGAGGGUUAAGACAAUUACAGAGAAACAGAUUCAGGAAGGUAAACAAAUGGCUCGACCCAAGGCGAACAUAGGGGCCUUAGCCAGUGCAGCAUUUGCAGUCUUUCUUGUUAUGGUCAUGAUGAGCCAUAUCAGCAAUGCAGAAAGAGUACUGAAAGAUAAACAUGAAGAAGUUCACGUCAAGAAAGAAUCCACACAACCGUUUAUAGUUAGAGUAGCCAAUUUCCUCUGGCAAGGUGGAAAAUCCUCUUAUGAGCAUGUUUGGCCGGAAUUGAAGUUUGGCUGGAGAAUUGUAGUUGGCACUAUGGUAGGAUUCCUUGGAGCUGCUCUGGGUAGUGUUGGAGGAGUUGGAGGUGGUGGAAUUUUUGUCCCAAUGCUCACCUUGAUCAUUGGAUUUGACGCCAAAUCUUCCACGGCCAUCUCUAAGUGUAUGAUAAUGGGUGCAGCUGGAUCGACAGUGUACUACAACCUGAGACUAAGGCACCCAACAUUGGAAAUGCCACUCAUAGAUUAUGAUUUAGCAUUGCUCUUCCAGCCAAUGCUUAUGCUGGGAAUCAGCAUAGGGGUUUUCCUUAAUGUCAUGUUCGCGGAUUGGAUGGUCACGGUCCUGCUUAUCAUUCUCUUCAUUGGUACAUCAACUAAAGCCUUAUUCAAGGGUAUAGAGACAUGGAAGAAAGAGACCAUGAUGAAAAAGGAAGCAGCCAGGUUGGAGUUGGAGGCGAAACCUGCAGAUGGAGCUAGUCAGGACUAUAAACCACUACCUAGCGGUCCAGCAUUUAUGCCAGAUGAUCAAGUUCCCCUCCUACAAAACAUUUACUGGAAAGAGUUGACAUUACUUGUUUAUGUCUGGGUUGGUUUCCUCAUUGUUCAGCUUGUUAAGGAAUAUGUUCCAACAUGCUCAACCACCUACUGGAUUCUAAACUCCUUGCAGGUACCAAUUGCUGCCUCUGUCACUCUUUUUGAAGCCAUAUGCUUAUACAAAGGGACCAGGGUAAUUGCAUCCAAGGGAAAGGAAGUCACAAACUGGAAAAUUUAUCAGAUUCUUCUUUACUGUUCCUGUGGGAUAGUUGCUGGUAUGGUAGGCGGCCUGCUUGGCCUAGGAGGUGGCUUCAUCCUUGGACCUCUUUUUCUUGAGUUGGGCAUUCCUCCUCAGGUAGCAAGUGCAACAUCAACAUUUGCAAUGGUAUUCUCGUCCUCGAUGUCAGUUGUACAAUACUAUCUCCUCAACCGGUUCCCAGUCCCAUAUGCUUCUUAUUUUGUUUUAGUAGCAACAAUUGCCGCCUUCACUGGCCAGCACGUUGUCAGAAAGAUCAUUGCCGUGCUUGGAAGGGCAUCCAUAAUCAUCUUUAUCCUAGCCUUGACAAUCUUUGUAAGCGCAAUCAGUUUAGGAGGAGUUGGCAUUGUGGAUAUGGUUGAAAAGCUGGCGAAUGAAGAGUACAUGGGGUUCGAGAACCUCUGCCAUGUGGCUUGAGUUCUCCGUGCUAUGUGGGGAAAUUCUGCACUCUGUCGUGGCAACAAAAUCCACGGUGCUUUGAACUUCCAAAGUUACCUAUUUAUUCUUCAUUACUUUUCAAGUAAAGAUUUGGUUUAAUUGAAUGUUCCUAGACAUUCGUUUGUUUUCCAGCUUCUUCAUGUUGUUCUUUGGGUUUUGGUUUUGGAUUUGGAUUUUCCCUGCAUCUUAUUCUGUAAUGGCUAUGGCAAUGGCAGCCACAUUUUAUGUAUGAAAUUAUUCAGAAUAACACUCAUAAGGUGUC
Rubroshorea leprosula is the source of this 1879-nucleotide messenger RNA. The record is from the annotation of a GenBank genome assembly. Lineage: Eukaryota; Viridiplantae; Streptophyta; Magnoliopsida; Malvales; Dipterocarpaceae.